Messenger RNA from Octodon degus (degu), 1298 nucleotides. It is a transcript of the gene Puf60, whose product is annotated as poly(U) binding splicing factor 60. Gene Ontology annotation, biological process: mRNA splice site recognition; regulation of alternative mRNA splicing, via spliceosome; alternative mRNA splicing, via spliceosome. NCBI's taxonomy places the organism in Eukaryota, Metazoa, Chordata, Mammalia, Rodentia, Octodontidae. Bases 75 to 1298 code for a protein of 407 amino acids. The transcript is spliced from 11 exons. Gene Ontology annotation, molecular function: RNA binding. The record is from RefSeq and is a predicted model, not a curated record. Gene Ontology annotation, cellular component: catalytic step 2 spliceosome; precatalytic spliceosome.
CUUGGCUGCCAGAUCGCGCGAGAUUACGGAAGACUGUGGUGUGUGGGGCGCUUAGCGGCCGCGACGGACGCAAGAUGGCGACGGCAACCAUAGCUCUCCAAGUCAAUGGCCAGCAAGGAGGGGGGUCCGAGCCAGCAGCAGCAGCGGCGGCGGCGGCGGCGGCAGUGGUGGCAGCGGGAGACAAAUGGAAACCUCCACAGGGCACAGAUUCCAUCAAGAUGGAGAAUGGGCAGAGCACAGCCGCCAAGCUGGGACUGCCUCCUCUGACGCCAGAGCAGCAGGAGGCCCUCCAGAAGGCCAAGAAAUACGCCAUGGAGCAGAGCAUCAAGAGUGUACUAGUGAAGCAGACCAUCGCGCACCAGCAGCAGCAGCUCACCAAUCUGCAGAUGGCAGCAGUGACAAUGGGCUUUGGAGAUCCUCUCUCACCUUUGCAAUCGAUGGCAGCUCAGCGGCAGCGGGCACUGGCCAUCAUGUGCCGGGUCUACGUGGGCUCCAUCUACUAUGAGCUAGGGGAGGACACCAUUCGCCAAGCCUUUGCCCCCUUUGGCCCCAUCAAGAGCAUUGACAUGUCCUGGGACUCCGUCACCAUGAAACAUAAGGGCUUUGCCUUUGUGGAGUACGAGGUCCCAGAAGCUGCACAACUGGCCUUGGAGCAGAUGAACUCAGUGAUGCUGGGGGGCAGAAAUAUUAAGGUAGGCAGGCCCAGCAACAUAGGGCAGGCCCAGCCCAUCAUAGACCAGCUGGCAGAAGAGGCACGGGCCUUCAACCGUAUAUAUGUAGCCUCUGUGCACCAGGACCUCUCAGACGAUGACAUCAAGAGUGUAUUUGAGGCCUUUGGCAAGAUCAAGUCUUGUACACUAGCUCGGGACCCCACAACUGGCAAACACAAAGGCUAUGGCUUCAUUGAGUAUGAGAAAGCUCAGUCAUCACAGGAUGCUGUGUCCUCCAUGAACCUUUUUGAUCUGGGUGGCCAGUAUUUGAGAGUGGGCAAGGCUGUCACGCCUCCCAUGCCCCUGCUGACUCCUGCCACACCUGGAGGCCUUCCACCUGCUGCUGCUGUGGCUGCAGCAGCAGCCACAGCUAAGAUCACGGCUCAGGAAGCAGUGGCUGGAGCAGCAGUGCUAGGUACUUUGGCUACACCUGGACUGGUAUCCCCAGCACUGACCCUGGCCCAGCCCCUGGGGGCUUUGCCCCAAGCUGUCAUGGCUGCUCAAGCCCCUGGAGUCAUCACAGGCCGCAAAGUGGUGGCUGAAGUGUAUGACCAAGAGCGUUUUGAUAACAGCGACCUCUCUGCGUGA